GAACAGAUUUCGACGGAUUUCGUGUUCAAACGGAUCGACUUAAAGCCAGAACCGAUUGCGAAAUGGAUUAUAUUUGUGAGCAUUGCUGUCGGACUCGUUAUAUUGGCUAUCAUUACAAUAAUACUAUUAAAAUUUGGAUUCUUUCGGCGAACGAAACCACAAACUGAAGACACGAACGAAUGGGUGACACCUAAUAGUGAUGACCAACAAAUUGAGAGAAAUUCAUUGCUGGAAGUGGAAGAACUCAAUGAUAACGACUUUGGGGACCAAAUACAACACGUCAAUAGUAGUAAUCAAACAAAUGGAUUAAAAUCAUAACAAUUAAACAAAAUAAAAACGUAAAAAUUGACAAAAAAAUCGCGUUUAUUAUUACAUUUGAAAAUAAGUAUUUCAAAACUCAUUCAAAUAAUUAGUAC
Molecule: messenger RNA, 416 nt
Organism: Medioppia subpectinata
Lineage: Eukaryota; Metazoa; Arthropoda; Arachnida; Sarcoptiformes; Oppiidae
Source: the annotation of a GenBank genome assembly